AUGAGAGAUAAUUUUGUCGAGGAGCCCGUAUUCAAUGAAGAUGUUUCCCGUCAAAGGUUUCGUAUGUCCAAAAGGUUGUUUUUAAAAAUUUUGAGUGACGUGCAAGCGAAUAACUCGUGGUUUCAAGACGCCGCGGAUGCUAGUGGUAGGAAGAGUUUUACAUCGAUUCAAAAAGUUACUUCGGCGAUUAAGCAACUAGCAACCGGCAACGCUCCAGACGAGUUCAACGAGUAUUUAAAUAUGUCCACAUGGACUUCCCGAGAAAGUCUAGAAUAUUUUUGCGAUACGGUAUGUAAUUUAUACGCUUCCGAGUUUUUACGUAGACCUACUAUCCACGACGUUGCGCUCUUGUACCAAGCUCAUGAGGAGAAACAUCACCUUCCUGGGAUGUUGGGUAGUCUUGAUUGUACACAUUUUGUUUGGAGAAUGUGUCCAACGGAGUUGCGGGGUCAAUAUAUGAUGGGGGAUCACAGUCACCCAACAUUUAUGCUCGAGGCGGUGGCCUCUCAGGAUUUAUGGAUUUGGCAUGCUUUUUGUGAUCCAGCAGGUUCACAAAACGACAUCAACGUGCUCCAACAAUCUCCGUCAUUUUUACUGAGCGAAAUGGAACUGCACCAAAAUGCCCAUUUUACGUGA
Molecule: messenger RNA, 636 nt
Organism: Helianthus annuus (common sunflower)
Lineage: Eukaryota; Viridiplantae; Streptophyta; Magnoliopsida; Asterales; Asteraceae
Exons: 1
Coding region: 1-636 (211 amino acids)
Source: RefSeq, a predicted model, not a curated record